Messenger RNA from Rhinocladiella mackenziei CBS 650.93, 2271 nucleotides. RefSeq lists its product as uncharacterized. Gene Ontology annotation, molecular function: DNA-binding transcription factor activity, RNA polymerase II-specific; transcription cis-regulatory region binding; zinc ion binding. Bases 1 to 2271 code for a protein of 756 amino acids. The record is from RefSeq and is a predicted model, not a curated record. Gene Ontology annotation, biological process: DNA-templated transcription; regulation of DNA-templated transcription. NCBI's taxonomy places the organism in Eukaryota, Fungi, Ascomycota, Eurotiomycetes, Chaetothyriales, Herpotrichiellaceae. The transcript is spliced from 3 exons. Gene Ontology annotation, cellular component: nucleus.
AUGACUUGGCACUCUCUGAUGCUUGACAACCUCGACUCCCGGACUUGCGAUAUCGGCGCAUGCUGGAAACGGUCAGACCAAGGCCUCGACAUUGGUGACGAAUUCAAGCUGGCUUCCAUAUCAACUACAAGUGAAGGUGAUGGUCCUGGUGCCGGACUCACCAGUCCACUCCAGGGCUACAAAAGGAAUGCCUCCGUUGCAGGUUUUGAUAGCUCACCAGCGAGCGUCGAGUCACCAGACCAGAAUGGAGACGGGCACGCCCGUGAUGGCAGACGGCGCCCGGUAAAAAGAGCUUGUAAUGAAUGCCGGCAGCAGAAGUUGCGUUGCGAUGUCGUACAAGAACCUUUCCAGACUUGCAGCCGCUGCAAACGCCUUUCACUCGAAUGCAAGAUCGAGGACAAUUUCAAGCGCAUUGGCAAGAGGUCGCGAAAUGCAGAAAUGGAGCGCGAGAUCAUUGAGCUGCGGAAACAGGUGGCACAGCAGCAGGCCGGCAGCAUAUCCAAUGGCAACAUAAACUCGCAAUCAUCGCAGUCGGGGAUCGGCACCUUCAGUCAAGAUGCGGCUGCGGCAGGGCUUCUUGACCUGAGAGGGGGUGGGUUUGAGAAGAGUCCAGGAAGACCCAUAUUCAAGCGCUUGGAAGAUGUCACUUUGACCCUCGACCGGGUUCAGGAGCUGUUUCAACGGUUCUUCACAUAUCACCACCCUUUCCUACCCUUUCUCAAUCCUGAGAGAACACCGGAAGAAUACUUUACCCGGUCGCCUCUACUGUUCUGGACCAUCAUCAUGGUGGGCUCUCGCCACUAUCCAGUUGAGCCUAAUCUUUUAAAUGCUCUUACCGGUCCCAUGACCAGACUCGUCUGGUCGACCAUUUCCGAGGUCCCGCAAAACUAUCACGUUGUCAAGGCCCUCAUUUUGUUGUGUGCUUGGCCUCUGCCCACUAGCAGCACCUCCACAGACCCGACGUUCAUGCUCUGUGGCAUGAUGAUGCAGAUUGCUCUACAAAUUGGCUUACAUCGUCCUACCCACGCGCAAGAUUUCACCCGGUUCCGAGUUGAGCUUCGAGAGGUCGAACUCCAAGACAGGGUCGUGGUCUGGAGUGUGUGCAAUAUCGUGGCUCAGAGAAUAUGCACCGCCUACGGGCAGCCUCCUCUCACGAUCUAUGAUUGGACUCUCGGGCCCAAACCAAUUGAAACGAAUCCGAAUUAUCAGUUACCGGCGCCCAUCUUCAAUCGGUUGCUCGUGGAAAAGUUCGUCGACCGAGUUUCCCGGACCUUGUACAUGAAUACACAUGAUCCCGUGGGCCUAGCAACGGACGCAGAAAGGCCUACCUACGUAUCACUUCUCGCGCACGAUCUAGACGAGCUUGAAGAUAAGUUACGAAAAGAUACCUCCCCAAUCACUAAAAUCUAUCUGAGGGCGGCACGGCUCCACAUGAUGCUGAGCGCAUUCUUCUCUCCUCCGUCACUGCCCUCAUAUAGGGCGGAUAUGCUGAAGCUUUAUCAGGCCACCACCGAUUAUCUCGAGAUAUGUCUCAGCUUAGAAUCCACCAUGGGCGUCAAUUUGCCAUCCAAUUACUCUCAUGGGUUGUCUCUCUCGCAUGCGACUAACUACAUUUUCCACAUGAUGUUGGCAGCUGGCUUCUCGCUCCUCAAAUUGAUGCACAAUUUCCUGGGCGAGCAUGAAUUGGACCUCAAAGGAGCAUCUGACCUCCUUUCCAGAACAGUGUGGGCAUUGCGAAGUAUGAGCGUGGUAGAGAAUGACCUUGCGGAGCGACUCUCCGAAGUGUUGGCCCAAGUUUGGAAGAGUGGAAGAGUGCGAGCCGAACCCGACAACAAUAGUAUUGGAGAAGGCGACGUCGACGACAGUCUGCAGUUGAAAGUCAAAUGCCGGAUGUCCAUGUCGCUGGUAUUUGACUCGGUAUGGCGAUGGCGUCGGAAUUUCCAUUUCAGGGGUGGAAAGCCAUCUGAUGUACGGCAACGCAAUGCCAAACUACAACAACUAGACAGCCAGGUCGCCUUGCCGGGUUCAAAUAUGGACUCCAACUCAGCCAUGAAUGAUCCCAUGCUGUCCACUUCUGCCAUUGUACCGGGCGUGGCUGGAAUGGCGACGGGGAUGACCGAUGAAUUUGGCAUGGAUCAUGGCCAAGCGAGUUAUGAUGUGUUCGAUCCUUUGAACUGGAUGCUGGACGGAAUUGUGGACUUUCCCUACAACUUCAACAACGUGCAAACAAAUGACAUGCCGGGCAUGGAGUCACUUGGAGGAGGACUGUGA